Molecule: messenger RNA, 4899 nt
Organism: Ochotona curzoniae (black-lipped pika)
Lineage: Eukaryota; Metazoa; Chordata; Mammalia; Lagomorpha; Ochotonidae
Gene: VSIR
Product: V-set immunoregulatory receptor
Exons: 8
Coding region: 407-1348 (313 amino acids)
Biological process (GO): positive regulation of regulatory T cell differentiation; negative regulation of CD4-positive, alpha-beta T cell proliferation; regulation of immune response
Cellular component (GO): plasma membrane
Source: RefSeq, a predicted model, not a curated record
AUUUUGCAUCAUACCGAUUUGGACUUACAACUGCCUUCUUGGGUGUGUAAUCUAGAGAUCCUCCUCUCCAAAAGGCCUGAACGAAAAGUUAGCUUUGGCCCAGGAGCGGACUAAAUGGAGCACGUGCUGGGAACCCGUGGACUUCCCUGCCCGGCAGUCAGCUGGAAGCUCCUCCCGCCGGGGAAAGCAGCACCGGCCUCGGCCCCCCGGGGGCGCUGACGGGCCCCAGGAGCAGCCCAGCUCCAACCGGCCGCCCGCCACGCUUGCCCGCUUGCUCCGCACUUGCUCGCGGGAGCUUCCCUUGAGUGGCGGUGUCCCGCCGCGGCCAGCUCACCCGGAGUCUCCCCUGCGCCCGCAGCUCCACUCGGGUCCCACCACACCACACACGGCCCGGCCCGACGGCGACAUGGGCGUCCCCGGGGUCGCCGCCGCCUGCGCCCGGCGCUGGGGACCCGUGUUUGUAGCUGUCUUCCUGGCUGCGUCCCGAGGUCUGGUGGCCGCUUUCAAAGUUGCUACACCCUACUCCCUGUACGUGUGUCCUGAGGGGUACAACGUCACUCUCACCUGUAGGCUCUUGGGCCCCCUGACCAGGGGGCAUGAUGUGACCUUCUACAAGACGUGGUACCGCAGCUCUCGGGGUGAGGUGCAGUCGUGCUCUGAGCGCCAGCCCAUCCGCAACAUCACGUUCCAGAACCUUCACCUGCACCACACAAGCCACCAGUCUGCUAACUCCAGCCAGAACCUGGCCCAGAGUCACGGGCUGGAGCUGGCUACCGAUCACCAUGGCAACUUCUCUAUCACCAUGCGCAACCUGACCCUGUGGGAUGGUGGCCUUUACUGCUGCCUUGUGGUAGAGCUACGGGGCCGCCACUCGGAGCACAGGGUCCACGGGGCCAUGGAACUGCAGGUGCAGAGAGGCAAAGACGCACCAUCCAAAUGCAUCACCUACCCAUCCUCACCCCAGGAGAGUGAAAACAUCACGGCUGCGGCCCUGGCCACAGGCGCUUGCAUCGUGGGGAUUCUCUGUCUCCCGCUCAUCCUGCUCCUGGUCUACAAGCAAAGGCAGGCAGCCUCCAACCACCGUGCCCAGGAGUUGGUGCGGAUGGACAGCAGCAGCCAAGUUCAAGGAAUCGAAAACCCAGGCUUUGAGGUCUCUCCACCCUCCCAGGGGAUGCCUGAAGGCAAGACCAGAUCCCCACUGUAUUAUGUAGCCCAGCGACAACCUUCUGAGUCCGGCAGGCACCUGCUCUCAGAGCCCAGCACACCUCUGUCCCCUCCAGGUCCUGGGGAUGUCUUCUUCCCAUCCCUGGAUCCUGUUCCUGAUUCCCCAAACGCUGAGGUCAUCUAAAGCACCUGGGGGGGACAGUGGGCAGCUGUGGGCACAUCUGGAGCAGGUACACUGGGAGCCAGACUACCCCUGCUGUGACAUCCGUUUGCUUCCUGUGGCUCUGAGCCCAGACCUUUGCUCCCUCUGGAUGCUGCAGGGCAAGAAAGGAGAAGCUGGAUUCCUCAGUCUCCUUCAGAAGAUGUUGGGGUGCUGGGGUCCCCCUAAGAGACUUAAAAUUUAGCAGCUACAGAUGCCAAAUGGCCUACAUCCUAACAAGUCCUGGAACAUCCAGCUGUGCAGCAGCUGGUCUCUGGGACAUGAGCCAAAGGGCCUGGCAGCACACACAGAAAACACAUGGAGGGACUCCUGCCACCUGUGCCAGAUACAACCCUGCUCCACUUCACCUAAGGCUGUUGCAUUCCCUCCAUGUAUGCUAGUGGGUCUCAGAGCCUGGGUAAGCCUGGGCUUGGGCGAUUGGAGCUUGCUCUGUGCUUCUGAGCAGCCAUCUCUCUGAGGGUCUGUAAGUUGGUAAGCCUGGGGCUCUGCUGCUUGCAUUCUGUCCCCCAGAGGCUCCCAAACAGCAAGUACAUACUUGGGGCAAACUGGAAUCCUGAGUCAUGCAAGACCAGGCCAGAGAUCAAACCAGCCAGCACCUGUAGCUGGGCAGUCAGCUGGGAAGGUGUGCGUUAGGGGCCCCUCUCUCUUGCUCUCGCCAUUCGGGCUGCCUGCUGCUCAUCAUGACAGUGGCCAGGCCCACCACACGAUGUCUGGAUGCUCCCAAGAGUGAAAGGGGAAGGGGGUACCAUUAAAACCACAUGGAAGGCAGAUGCUGUGGAUGUAUUGUGUCCAAUAUAAGGUUCCUGCUUCUGAAGCACCUGAGGCUGAGGGGGACCUCCGCCCCACCUCUUGUAGAAGAAUUUGCUUCUGUUCCUGCUUCCAGGCUGACCUGCAUUUGUUGUGAUGAGUGUGUCCCAGGGCAUCCUGUACCUAGAGCACAGAGACAGGAAGGGGUGUAUCGUGCCUGAGAGUGAGCAGGGGUAUGGCUGUGCUGCACAGAGCUGUUCACAGGGGACAAGACCAUAGCUCUGACUUGGGUAUUCACCUUCUAGCAGCCCACAGUGCUGAGCUGAGCCUGGGGGACCAGGAAACCAGGACAUGGGGUGAGACAAGGAACCCAGCAGGCAGGGCAAGAUCCACUCCAUCCCCUGGAGAACAGCUCUGGGCUGCCUGGCAGCAGUGAGUAUAUAUAAACCACAGCGGGAGCCAUCUGGACCACAUCUGGCCCUGCACCCAAGCUCCCAUGCCAGGUUCAACGACUCUGUCCCUGUGGGCUUCCUGCUGGGCUUGUUGGAGCGUAGGGCCUGGCCCCUGCUGUGUUCCCUCCCUACACCACACCAGCUGCCCUAGAAACAGGGUUUCAUCCUCACAGCUCACAGAGCCCCCAGCACAGGAGUGUGUGUACAGGGGUGUGACACCUGCUCUGGGUUGCUGGUCACAGAUCUGACUGCCUUCCCUCUGGCUUAGCCAAGACACACCCUCCCCACCACUGCCCAUUGCUGUGGUGGCCUCAGCUUCCGGCCUCAGGUCUCGAGGCUGAGAUGACUUCUAAGAACAUCACCUGCUAGAAUCCAGGCCGGGGAGACAGGGAGGAGGCCCCCUGGGGCACAGCCACCCUACUUCCUCCCCACACUCUCCUGUCCUCCGGACCCUCCCAAGUGAAUGUACCUCAGCUUCGUGGUUUCCUGUUUUUACGACUUUACUCUGAGCUCCAGGCUCUGUUCCGUCCCUGGCCAUAGACACUGACUGCAGUGGCUCUGGGCCCCACUGCUAUUCCUCCUCCUCCUGCUGCCCCCUGCACAGGGGCAGGAGGCAGGGCACUGAGGGCUGGGUGCCUGAGAGAGAGCCGGGGUGGGAGGCACCUGCAGGACUGCAUGCCUGGCACUGGUUGAAGUCCAGGGACAGAAGCUGAGCCUCAGAGAACAUAUUCACUAUCAGACACUUGCCAGGAAGGAGUGUUCUUCCCCAACCCCUGUGCUCUCUGCCUCCUCCAGCUUAGGAAAGCCGUCCAGUGAGAGGCAGGGUGGCCACCCCUGAGGCACUUAGAGGUACUGAGAGGAUGGGCUUGCACCUCUUGGUCAGGCUGGCCCUACUUCAGACAGGGUUUGCGAGAAACUCAGGGCCUGCCCUUGUACCUGCCAAGCCAGCGUUCCCCACCACCUGGGCAUGGGCACUAAAGCCUGACCUUUCAGGGAAGGGGCCUUUCCCCAUUCCCUGCCCCUAGGCUGUCCAGGGGGUCCCUGGAAGAGCACCAAAGGGUUUCCCAGCUGUGCAGGAAACAACCAAAGGCAAAAGAGGAAGAGCCGCUAAGGUGUAGGUGCAGAGGUCUCCUGAAAAACUGACACAGCCCGAUUGAGCAGCUGUGCUGGGUACAGAGGGCACUGCCCACCAGGCCUACUCCUUGGUUAGCAUAGUUCGUUCCUCUCCCUUGUGGACAUGCUGUCUCCCUGACUGUUUUUGGUGGGCAGAGUCCUUGGACCUGGCUGCAUCAGGGCUCCUGGGAGAUGUGCUGGUCCCCUGGACCACGUGAGCCGGGCAGGGCCCCCUCUUGUCCCCAGUUGCAACCCUGGGCCAAGCUUAUACAGGCCAGAGCACAGGUUCUUUUGGCUUUGACAUUCUAAUUGGUUGGUAUCACCUUUUGGAAGAGAAGUUGAGAGGAUACUCCAAACUGUCGAUAAAAACUUACUGAGGCACGCCAAGAUCAGCUAGCAAUGUCUGCCUUGGGAGGGGGAAGGGAAGUGGUGUGCGUGUGCGUGUAUGUGUGUUGUAUCUUUAUCUUUACUGUUAAAAUGGCCUUUGCUGUUGAAACAUUUUCAUGUGUGCUGCCCUUUGUUUUGAGUCAUCAAGUCAUGGAAGACUUUGUUGUCCUGCAUUCAGAAAACUGAGUUUCUGAAAGGUUUGUUCUUUAGCAAAACAACCAUUUGGCAAAAACAGAAUCCAAUGCCUGGGUCUCCUGCUUCACCAAGUCUGCACUGCUGCUUGUCACAGAACUGAAUGAUGGCAUCAGCCAGGGUUGGCCUUCACAUUGGACUUGACCACAAAUACCUGUCAGAGCACACAUGACGGGGAAGGCCUGGGAAAUAAACCUGUGCCUACAUGCCCAUAGCUCCACCUGGAUCCUGCCCAGACCUUCUUUUGGGUCCAGAGUCCCUGCUGCUGCUGCUGAUAUGGGGGCCCCAGAACCUGUGGUGGACACAGUGACUGGUCUGUGUGUUCCACCCUUGGCCUAUGUUAGGACAGGGAAGGCAGACACACUCAGCCAAUGCUGAGCCCAAGGGGCUCUUAGAGGAGCCAAGCUGGUGGCCUGUGUGAUAUCUCAGAAGCUGCAAAACAUCCCUCCAGAAGCAGGGCCCAGAGAAGGGUCCAGAUGAACUCAUGUUGGGCCAAAGAGGGCGGGCCUCGAGUGGAUAGCUCAAGGAGCGAGCCAGGCUGGGGCUUCUCGAGCCUCGCCAGGGGAAGCAGGCUGUGCUAAAACGCACACCCAAAGAGACCUUUGCCCUACAGCCAGAAGGCAA